Messenger RNA from Epithele typhae, 1605 nucleotides. RefSeq names its product FAD/NAD-P-binding domain-containing protein. Bases 1 to 1605 code for a protein of 534 amino acids. Lineage: Eukaryota; Fungi; Basidiomycota; Agaricomycetes; Polyporales; Epitheliaceae. Gene Ontology annotation, cellular component: cytoplasm. The transcript is spliced from 8 exons. The record is from RefSeq and is a predicted model, not a curated record. Gene Ontology annotation, molecular function: flavin adenine dinucleotide binding; electron-transferring-flavoprotein dehydrogenase activity.
AUGGCGUCUUUGAUAAGCUUCAAGCGCAUCCCUGCUUCCUUUCCUGGACAUGCCUCUCCCCGCUGGCUCCACCGUGACCUCCCUACUGGCCCUCUCCAACGCCCUCAGCCUGGCACCGUGAAGACCGUUGCCAUCCUCGGUGGAAGCUACGGCGGGGCCCGCGCUGCCGCUAUCCUCGCCCAGGGCCUCCCCCACGGCUGGCGUCUCGUCCUCCCCCGGUACGCCGUCCUCCCCGGCCAUGACUCGCACAAGGCCUUUAUCCCCUACAACAACGUCGUCCUCCCUUUGGGCACCGGCUCCACCCUCGGCUCCUUUGUUUCUGCCGCAUACACGGACCCCGCACGCACGGUCCUGCUACACGCAUCCGUGACGUCCCUCGCGACACACACCUCACCCUUGACCCUCAUCUAUGCCCUCGGCUCGCACCUCCCCUCGCCCAUCAACCUCUGGAACCCCGCCGCGGAGAAUGUGGAGAAGGCGGAGGUGCUCGAUGUCGCGCGCGGCACAAAGGAGGGCGGGGUCGCGUUCCUCAUGCAGUUCCAACUCCGCGUUUCGCGCGCAGCUUCCGUCCUGGUCGUCGGUGGGGGUGCCCUCGGUAUCCAUGUCGCCGCGGAUAUCGCGGGGAUCUAUCCAGCCAUCAAUGUCGCCUUACAACACUCUCGUCACCGUCUCCUGCCGAGGUUUCACGAGUCGAUGCACAGCGAGUGUAACCUGUCCGCUCUGAACGUUUGCACUAUCCUCGGCGACCGCCUCGACCUCGCCUCACUCCACGACAACAAGCACUGCAACGGCGAGCGCGUCGUCCACACACAGACCGGACACAAAGUACAGGCCGAGCUGGUGCUGCUCUGCAUCGGCCAGACCCCCGACACGCAGCUCCUCCGCGACGCCUUCCCUCAGUCUGUCGUCGCCGAUGGCCCUGACAAAGGGCUCGCACGCGUCCGGCGCACGCUCCAGCUCUCGGAGCCCGUACACGAGUCCGAACCCCCGACCGCUGUCCACGACUUCUCCAUGCUCUCCGUCGUGACGGCCUCCACCUCUGCCGGACCCUUGUCGACAGAGCCCUCCCCCGCCAACGUCCCCUCAACCGACGCGUCCGAUCCUGCGACCUCCGCUGAUGCGUCCGAGACCCCGUCACAGGCGGAUGAGGCGCAGCUCGAGGACAUCGAGGACGCGAGGACGCGCCUCGCGGCGGCGCACAUCUUUGCGAUCGGGGACUCGGUGGACGCCCUUGGCGCGGUGAACGCGGGGCACAAUGCGUUCUUCCAGGGCGAGGUCGCGGCACAGAACGUCGUCCGGCUGAUCAAGCGGGAUGAGCGCGAGCAGAGGGCCGAAAAGACGGAGGAGCAGAACCUCGCGCUGGAGAAGUACGCCCUGGGCGCGCCGGCGAUCAAGGUGUCCCUCGGUCUGCCAAAGUCAGUCUACCAGUACCAGGGCGUCAUCGGCACGCGCGAUCAGGAACAGGCCGACCUCGACAUCCACAUGAUGUGGCACUACUUCGGGUAUGAGGUCGAGCGCGGGGACCUCGACGCGGACCGCCCGGACGAGGAGAUCCCAGGCGCGGUGCCGCGACCGGUGUAUACGACGAAGGAGGUCAAGGCGUGA